AGAUGGCUACCUAUGAGGAAGUGAAAGAAGUGCCCAAUCAUCCUGAAGUAUAUUUAAUUGAUGUAAGAAAUAAAGAUGAAGUGACAAAUACUGGCUCCAUACCAGCAAGCAUACAUAUACCAUUGCCCGAAUUGGAAAAUGUCUUGACAAUGUCGGAAGGAGAUUUCCUCACCACAUUUAAACGUGAUAAACCAUCUACUGACUCUGUAAUAAUAUUUAGUUGCAUGAGCGGAAGAAGAGCACAAAUCGCUACAGAUUUGGCUCACAAUCAUGGAUUUAAAAAAGCAAAAUCGUAUCAUGGUUCUUGGUCUGAUUGGGCUAGCAAGCUUGGCUUAUAAAAUGUGAGCGUAAUGGUGGAAUUUUUUACAAGAAAUAAUACAAAUUGAAUUUACAUGCAUAACUUAAUAAAUAAAUAUAGUAGAGCAAGCAU
Molecule: messenger RNA, 430 nt
Organism: Glossina fuscipes
Lineage: Eukaryota; Metazoa; Arthropoda; Insecta; Diptera; Glossinidae
Product: rhodanese domain-containing protein CG4456
Exons: 3
Coding region: 3-338 (111 amino acids)
Cellular component (GO): mitochondrion
Molecular function (GO): thiosulfate-cyanide sulfurtransferase activity
Source: RefSeq, a predicted model, not a curated record